UAAAACAAAAGUGGUAAAAGGGGAAACGGGAGUGACCGAAAGAAGAAGAAGAAGCAACAGCAGCGGUGACGGGAAGGACACUACGGAGAAGGGACAGUUGCAGCUGGCUGCCCAACGCGUGGCGCAAGAUUACAUAAGGAGGUGACACCUAGGGGCACACCAACCCGCGACAUCGCAGACUACAUAGCGGAGAAACAUCACUGGUGAAGUGCAAGUAGUUUAAACAAUACAUCACUGCAACUGUAAGUAGUACAAAUCAAGUUUAUUAAAAAUGUCCCAGAAAAGGCUGAGAAGCAGAACUGUCGAAGCAAUGUCUGAGGAAAUGGAUUUAGGCUCCCGGGAAAAAUCCCCAGAUUUAGAAGAGUGGGAAGCAGAAAGGGGGGAAAUAGAGUUAGUGGAGGAAGAAAGAGAGAUACGGUUUAGUCCGAAUGUCCUAGCAAUGGAAAACCCUGAUCCACCUGCAAACAGUCCGGAGAAAGAGGGCACUAGCGAUAGUGACGACCAAAAUUCCCAAAUGAAAAGCAUGAUGGCCAUGAUACAGCAGCUAAUAUCAAAAUCAGAUCAGGCUCAGGAAACACAAAAACGGGCUCAAGAAAAUACAAAUCAACUAGUUCAACGGCAAUUCGCAGAAAUAAAAUUGGGACAGGCAAAUCUGGCUGAGGAAUUGAAGGAGGGUCAGAGACUGUUAAAGAACGAAUUACAGAAGGGCAUAGAUCAGGCCAUAUUAAAGUGCAGUCAGGCCAACGAGGCCUUAAGACAAGAAAUAUCGGGGAAAUUGGAGAAGGAGGUCGAAAAGGUCAGAAAGGAAAUUGGUAGAGUCGGAAAGGAAGUUAAGCAGUGUGAAAAUACUUUAGAAAGAGAAUUAGUAGGAGUGAAACAGGAAUUCGGAAAAGAAAGAGAGGACCGGAAUUCCAAAAUCCAACAACUGGCUGAUUAUCAGGAAUCAGAAAUGUCAAAGGUAAAACAGAAAGUUAGAGAGAUCCGAGAAAGAGUAGAUAUCGGUAAUGCUGAAAUAAAUAAUACCAUCAUUGUGAUAGAAGAAAAUGUGGGCACACUUCAAGAAAGGGUGAACAAGGUUGAAGAAAUAAAUCAUGAGUUGUUAAAAUCCAAUACAGGUGUCCAACAAAAAUUUGAUGAAAGCGCCGAUGCUUUUUCGAGGCGACUAGGGGAGGAGCGUAAGCAAAUUGAGCAAAGGGUAGAAAGUGACCAAUUGAAGGUACAACAUGAAUUGAAACAAUUGGAAAAAGAAAUAGUAAAUUUAAAACAAAAGGUGGAACAACAGUCCAAGGCCACGUCCCCAAGGGUAGAACACUCUGUAAGUAAGGGUGUAGAAAUUCCAGGUACUUCACGACAAGAAGGAAGCAACAGUCCAGGACUAGAAAUUCAGCCCGGAAGUUUGGCCGCUUCUGCAUUCUCCGGCAAGCUAGGCAGCACCGAGUACGCCCUACCAACCUUCGACGAAAGCAAAGGUAUGAACCCCCAGUUACAUAUUGGGCAGCUUGAAGAGUUUUUGCAAUUUCGAGGAAUCCCGCCGCAACAUUGGUUGAUAGUAGCAAAGAGAUCCAUAACAGGUUCAGUGUCUAAGCAAUGGUUAGAAGCCACUAGUUCCAAAUUAGCCAGUUAUGAGCAAUUUAAAUCAGAAUUUUUGGGCACUUGGUGGUCCCCAGCUCAACAAGGGCUCGUUAAGUGCAAGUUGUAUCAGAGUAGAUAUGAAAAGGGAGGAGGACUGACCCUGUCAGCACAUUUACUUAAAUUUGCUACCAUGGCCUCGUACCUAGAGCCUAGACUCACGGACCAAGAAAUUAUAGAAGCUAUUCACAGUCACUACCCGUUGAAAAAAAAGGAGCUGCUGCUUAGUACUAAAUUAAAUACAGUCGCCGAGUUUUUGGAAGUGCUAAAGCGACUAGAACUAAUGGAAGAAAGAGAAGACGUUUCGGACGUCCCUCCAAGGUCAGGUCAAUACCAACCCCCCUUCCAAGCCAACAGAGGUAGAAAUUAUAGGCAAGAAGGCCCAGGACCAGUCAGACAAGUGAGACAAAAUGACCAAAGUUACCAAGGAGGAUGGCGAAAUUCUAGUGGUAGGGGCAACUGUAGGAGAAAUGAAUACCCCAGGGACCACAGAAAUUUCGAAAAUCGCGAGAGAAACCCAGGAAAUGAGAGGGAGGAUGACGCACGGGGAAAGCCCCCCCAUAACGCUGAGGAAAACUAA
This is a messenger RNA of Cryptotermes secundus, 2209 nucleotides long. Its product is annotated as myosin-3. The coding region runs from base 272 to 2209 and encodes 645 amino acids. Lineage: Eukaryota; Metazoa; Arthropoda; Insecta; Blattodea; Kalotermitidae. The record is from RefSeq and is a predicted model, not a curated record. The transcript has a single exon.